CGCCUGUUUCCCAUUUCUCAUACUCAGAAUUAUUACAUUAUCGUCCUUCCCGGCCUGACUAACUAAGCUGGUGAAACCAGGAUCAACUCAGCAGUUGAUAUGAGUGACACGUGACCAUGCACUCAGUAAUCACGCAAUCGAACAUGGCCAUCUCCAGCUUGAAGCUCUGGCUAUGUAAUUGAUCUUGACUCAUUCUGUGAUCAGAUUAGCCCGUCAAUUUACCCGUCAAUCAUGUUACGCAGCAGUGUCAGACUCUUUUCCACCACAGCUUGCAGGGCAACGCAGAGUAUUGCGCAUAUUGAGUCCAAAAACGCUUACGGCAUCCAGGUUUCGAAGGCCCAAGGUGUCGUUAAGGGCCUCACCGGAGCAAUUGGAAAUACACCACUCAUACGAUUGAACCGGCUCUCAGCGGAGACUGGUUGCGAAGUUCUUGGCAAAGCGGAAUUCCAAAACCCGGGAGCAGCGUCAAGGAUCGCGCGGCACUAUAUGUUGUCAAGGACGCGGAGGAGCGAGGGCUUCUAAAACCUGGUGGAACGGUUGUUGAAGGCACAGCCGGAAAUACUGGAAUCGGCCUUGCCCAUGUGUGCCGAUCAAAGGGCUACAAACUCAUCAUAUAUAUGCCCAACACGCAGUCUCAGGGCAAGAUCGAUCUCCUACGACUUCUAGGUGCAGAGGUGUACCCGGUUCCCGCUGUUGCCUUCGAAAACCCACAAAACUAUAACCAUCAAGCCAGAAGACAUGCCGAGUCUCUGGACAACGCUGUCUGGACAAACCAGUUUGAUAAUACAGCCAACCGCCGCGCACAUAUUGAGACCACAGGCCCAGAAAUAUGGGCACAAACUGGAUGCAAAGUUGACGCUUUUACCUGCGCAACUGGCACUGGUGGCACUCUCGCUGGCGUUACGAGAUAUCUGAAGACCGUCAGCGACGGGCGUGUUAAGAGCUUCCUCGCAGAUCCACCAGGAAGUGUGCUGUACAAUUUUAUAUCAAGCGGCGGAAAGCUUAUUGAAAGGACGGGGAGUAGUAUAACCGAAGGAAUUGGCCAGGGUCGUGUUACGGACAAUCUGCAACCGGAUAUUGACCUAGUAGAUGGAGCUUUGAGCAUCAGUGACGAAAAGAGCAUCGAGAUGGUCUACCGAUGUCUGGAUGAGGAGGGUCUCUAUCUUGGCGCCAGUUCGGCACUCAACGUCGUUGCGGCCAAGGAAGUUGCUGAAAAGUUGGGCAAGGGCCACACCGUCGUUACCGUAUUAUGUGAUGGCGCUUACAGAUAUGCCGAUCGCCUAUUCUCUAACAAGUGGCUACAGAGCAAGAACCUACGUGAAGCGAUACCAAAGCAUUUAGAGAAGUACAUUGUCUUGGAAUGAUUUAUUCAUUAUUUAUUUCAUGUAUACAUUAACUUUGUUGGUUUAGACUGUUGGCAUAACUAUUUAUAAGAAACGUAGAAAUCAUAUGAACAGUCCACAGGCUAUGCGAACGCUACAUAACUUCA
Molecule: messenger RNA, 1489 nt
Organism: Histoplasma capsulatum G186AR
Lineage: Eukaryota; Fungi; Ascomycota; Eurotiomycetes; Onygenales; Ajellomycetaceae
Product: cysteine synthase
Exons: 2
Coding region: 618-1364 (248 amino acids)
Cellular component (GO): cytoplasm
Molecular function (GO): cysteine synthase activity
Source: RefSeq, a predicted model, not a curated record